Pestalotiopsis fici W106-1 is the source of this 2121-nucleotide messenger RNA. RefSeq lists its product as uncharacterized. Bases 1 to 2121 code for a protein of 706 amino acids. The transcript is spliced from 2 exons. Lineage: Eukaryota; Fungi; Ascomycota; Sordariomycetes; Amphisphaeriales; Sporocadaceae. The record is from RefSeq and is a predicted model, not a curated record.
AUGAAUGACAUGAUAUACGAUGGCUUUGAGUCAUUGCAAUCGAUUGACCUCUGGCCGAACCAAACAACAGGCGGCCGCCUGCUUCUUCACAUGGAAAUGGCGCAAGCGCUGAUGCAGCCCCAGUCCUCUUAUCACGGCUGGCUUCAACAUCUUCGCUUCGUAGUUGAGGUGUCUCAUGAGGAUACCGACCAUGCGUACGAGCUGAUUGAGAGCACUAGUCUAGAUGACUUGUCCGAGCCAUAUAUCGCCAUUUCCUAUCGCUGGCCAGAGAACAAGUCGGGCGUCCUUCCCGCCAAGCACCACAUCUUGGCAGGUACCCCAAGACGACCGGGAGAAAAGUUUUGGAGGCCGGUUAAUGCUCCCAUCGACGUCCUUCGACGGGCUUUUGCAUUUGCGCGCGCACAUGGAAUUCGCAAGAUUUGGAUCGAUCAAGAGUGCAUUGACCAAGAAGAUGAAGAUGAAGUGGCACAGGCUAUUCAGAGCAUGCACGUCGUGUAUCGACAGGCCGCCAUUGUGCUGGCUGUACUGGGCCACCAUGUCACAAAUCGCGCGGAUAUCAAUGCUCUAGAGAAGCUCGCAGAGAUGGGAGAUGGAGCCCAAGUCACUCUUCGUGAGCGAGUCAUGGGAGAUUCAUGGUGGACGCGUGCAUGGGCUGCCCAAGAAAUGGGAGUCGCGACGUACGACCAGCUACGUUUCAUGGUUGGAUGGCACGAGUCUCUCGAUACCGGAGGCACUUGGUGGAGGGAACUCACGGAGAGGUAUAACCAAAGUCGUGAUGCUCAAGACCAACAAAAUGUCUCCCGAGAAUGGGUACUGCGCGGUAAUCAGCCGCUCUAUUUGAAUAUGCUGGCGGGUGGUUCUCCGAAAGUUUUGUACGGUCUGGUGUCGGGCUUUUCUCAUCCUCCUGUCAUGCCAGCUACUGUUUUUGCUCUUCUUACAGGGUAUCGUCAAUUUCAACAAGAAUGUUCCCCAGGAGCUAAUGAGACAUUCAGCACUGACGGCAUGCCAAAAAUGCCCAUAUUUGAAGCUGUCAGACUCCUCGCGUACAAGGAAUGCCUAAAAGUUUCGGAUAAAUUGGCCAUGCUUGGGAACUUGGCAGAUUUUGAGCAACGAAUCGACAGAACCAAGGCUGUAAAAUUGCAACUUGGAUUCACCGCCUGCGCCCUGGCGUUGGCUCUAUAUAAUGGCAACGUCAAUCCCUUGUUCAGCAGUCUACAUGAGCUUGUACAAGAAUUGGCUAACACGGCCAAUCGCGGCUUGGUUUCCUGGCUACCAAGCAACCAACUUAGUUUGGAAGAUCUCAGCACGCAGUUCGAAUUCUCGCAUGCGCUAAAUUCAAUGGGAGGACAAUCGUGCAAGGCCUUAGUGCUAGAUGGAAAGCUGGCAACAAAGGGAUUCAUGUGGGAGAUUUCAGAGUAUCGAGGAUUUCAAGGCAUUGCAAAACAAAUGCAAAUGCACCAGGACCCGACUCUGCGUCUACAAUUACUUUUGCGGACACUUUGUCGAUCUGGCCGUCAUGACCUCUUGGCCAUUAUGAUUACCCUACGGAUGUUUCGACCUAUAAAAUCCCCAGGCGAGUUGGUACACCACAUGUUGGCAAUCCAAGAGUGGUCGCUAGAAAUGAGACCAUGGCCAGCACAAGUAUUCUCUGGGUACGUAAACUUCACGGACCAUGAACCUUGGAAAAUAAUUACCGCCAUCUGCACUGAAAUCGCUGCUGGGAGACCACUCUUGCUCGGAUCGUAUGGCAAGGGAGAUGACGAGCUGACGUGCCUUUGUCUGGGACCUCUAAACACGAAGCAAGUCUUUUCACCAUUGAGUUCUCUUUCAUGCGAGUUCACAUUGAACCAAUUGGAGCACCUGGCGCGAACUACCAAUGAUAAUCGUCAUUGGUAUGUGGAAUCUACAUCAGGCCGCGUGUCCCAGAGGCUUCAGGAAAAGUUGCUGGAGCACCUAGAUGACAACGAUCCGCCAUCUUCUAAAGUAUUUCGGAUACGAGGAACCACGACAGUCAUAAUAAACCCUUUUUUCUGGGUUCCCAUUGCUCACAACAACACGAGGUUCCAGUACCGUUUCAAGACAUCAGGCAAGUACCUUCAAUGCAUACUCAAUAUGAGCUGA